This is a messenger RNA of Mugil cephalus (flathead mullet), 2519 nucleotides long. RefSeq names its product DNA-damage regulated autophagy modulator 1 (gene dram1). Gene Ontology annotation, cellular component: lysosome. The record is from RefSeq and is a predicted model, not a curated record. The coding region runs from base 237 to 953 and encodes 238 amino acids. Gene Ontology annotation, biological process: regulation of autophagy. The transcript is spliced from 7 exons. Lineage: Eukaryota; Metazoa; Chordata; Actinopteri; Mugiliformes; Mugilidae.
AGGUUACUGUAUACAUGUGUAUCGGCUUAUAAGCAGGGGCCAAGUUUAUUCCUGUUCACACACCACCAUGUGACUGUCGGUUACAGACUAUACAGUAGUAGUGGCAGCAGCAGCGGCGGCAGACAAACAACAGACCUGUUCCUGGACGCGCAUUUCAGGCGGAUUUCUUAUUUUAUGGGUGUGCUUUUACGCAAAGUUUUCUGGACGUGCCGCGUAAAAUCGGAAAUCGGCAAAAGAUGUUGUGGUUCAAGCAAGGACUCUGCUUCUUACCAGCGUGCCUGGUCACUUGGUCCUCCUGCACUUUCAUAGUUUCGUAUCUCAUCGCGCUCUUCAGAGAAGACGUCGAUGUCAUCUUUCCCUACAUCAGUGACACAGGCGCAAACCCUCCAGAGAGCUGCAUUUUUGGCCUGAUGACCUUUAUUUCGGCAUGUUUAGGAACCUCCACCAUGUACGUCAGAUACAAGUAUGUGGAGAAGCUGGGUCAGGAUUUAUUGGUGGUGAACCCAAAGCUCAACAAAGCUGCUCUGUGGCUGGGGAUGUUGGCCUGUUUGGGAAUGUGUAUCGUCGCUACUUUCCAGGAGACGAUUAUACCAAUAGUUCACGAUAUCGGAGCGUUUCUGUUUUUUCUCACUGGUGUCUUAUACCUAAUCCUCCAGUGUGUUAUAUCCAAAAAAGCCUACCCAUACGGCUCCACAUUGGGCGUGUGUCGAGCACGUGUGUUCAUCGCCGUCCUCGCUUCUUUGGCAUUUUUCCCCACCAUCAUUUGUGCAGGUUUUGUGAAACAAACCGAACUGCACCGGCACCCAGACGACAAGGAUUAUCCCUUCCAUGUGGCCAGCGCCGUGUGCGAGUGGAUCGUCGCUUUCAGCUUCGUCUGCUUCUUCCUCACGUACAUUGACGAUUUCAAACUGUUUACCUUACGAGUGACCACAGAAUACGAGGAGGAAUCUUGAACCUUACCGCUUGCAAAACUGCGAUCAAUACCUGCGUUUAAUGUGACUUAGCAAAGCUUUGAUACACAUAAAUCUAUUUUUGUAUACACUGUUCUUAUACCCGCCAAGCUUUUACAACACCCGACUGAAAUUUACCUUUUUCGUUAUUUAUAUGUUUUUUGAAUAACUGAACUGUCUGUGUCUGUGUACGCGAGCACCUGUCGUUCGUUUCAGGAGGUUACUUAUUAUUGCCCAGCGUUCAGUCAGACUUUGCACUUUGCUCGGCCGUCGCCUCACCAGCAUGACACGUCAGGUUUGGCCUUGUGACUACUAAUAUGAGAAGUUGAUCACACAGUGUGCACAUGAUGACAGGGCAAUUGGUUAACACCACUCUGAUCUAGACAGAUGUCUUAACUCAGUUGUAGUACAGCAGGUGCUAAUGUUUAUAUGUUUAUAUUUAUUUUAUUUUAUUUUUUAAAAAUAAAAAAGGGGUUCUGGUCAUGGAAGUAUUUACUCAUCAUGUGUUCAGCUGACAUGUGCAGCUACAGAUGUCAAUUUCCUAACUCCGUCUCCGUCCUGUAGAUGGCUAAUGCAAUUAGGGUUAGACUAGUCAGUUGGAGGAAUUAACUCGGUACAACUGGCAGAGCUAAAUGUAGUGAUAAAAUAAAAAUGAAUUGAUGCUAAUUAAGGAUUUUUUUUUUUUUUCAGGCAGAUAAUUUGACCUGAGCUUUUAUUUGCUAGGCAUUUUUAUUUCCUCAAAGAUAUUUGGGAUCAGUAAGACCCAAGAAAUAAUAUACUAAGCAUCACCUUUCAGCAAGAAGUAGUAGUUUUUGUCCCAAUUAAGUCCCAACGUCCUCAAACGAGUACUUGCUUAUUAGCAAGGUCGUAGCUUGUUGCUAUUGAUAAAAUUUGUUAAAUUUGCACGUCAUAUCAAACUAGAAGCGUUAAUAAGCACAAAUUAUUGAGUUUUAAUCGUAUGAUUUGAUGGGGUUUUGUUGUAAAGAUCUCUCUUUUUUUUUUUAAUGUAUUCAUUCAACGUCUGACCUCAACCCUGCUGUUGGGGACCAUUGCUUCAGAGCAUGCUGCCAGUAUUUUAGCGCUUCAUUUGGUGUGACUGAAAUAAAAAAACACAGGAGGCUCUAGAACAACUGAGUGCGUAAUGAUCCGGACCUCAAUGUUUUUCAUACCAAAGACCCCCUGUUGAAGACCUAUGAUCUAGUCUUCAGAGGUUUAGGAUUAAAACUGACAAGAACCUCAAAAUAAACAAGGGAACAUAAAGAAAUGUUAUGAGGCUGCUUAAGAGGCUAAUCACUCGUGAAUAAUUGUUGGUUUUAACAUUGCAGAUAUUACGCUUUGAAGUAUUGGUGGGGUAAAUACUGGAUGAAUGAUCUUUGCUCAGAAAGAACCCCAAUGCUGGAAUACAGAUUAUUCACCUUUUCACUACAGAUACUGUAUUUACAAGGGAAAAAUUGUUUUUUUCACUGAACUAGUUUUGUAUUUUUGCUUGUGACAUCAUGUACUGUAAAGAUUAUAAAGCGCUGCACUGCUGAGAAUAAAUAUGCACUUUUAUAAAUACUAAAAAAAAAA